Lutra lutra (Eurasian river otter) is the source of this 5404-nucleotide messenger RNA. RefSeq names its product syndecan 3 (gene SDC3). NCBI's taxonomy places the organism in Eukaryota, Metazoa, Chordata, Mammalia, Carnivora, Mustelidae. Gene Ontology annotation, cellular component: cell surface; membrane. The transcript has 5 exons. The record is from RefSeq and is a predicted model, not a curated record. Gene Ontology annotation, biological process: cell migration. Bases 211 to 1539 code for a protein of 442 amino acids.
GGCGGCGGCGGCGGCGGCGGCGGCGGCGGCGCACGCUUCCUGCGGGCGCGGCUGCUGUGGGCGCGGAGCUGCGAGGCGGAGCCGGGCCGCCGAGCCGGGAGCCCCGAGCCGGGAGCGCGUCGGUCCAGCCUCCGGGCCGCGCCGCCGCCGAGCAGCCGCCCCGCGCGCCGCGCCUCGGGAACAAAGGCGCCCGCCGCCGCCGCCGCCGCCAUGAAGCCGGGGCCACCGCACCGCGCCGGGGCCGCCCACGGGGCAGGCGCCGGGAACGGGGCCGCGGCCGGGCCCGGGGCCCGCGGGCUGCUCCUGCCGCCGCUGCUGUUGCUGCUGCUGGCCGGGCGCGCCGCGGGGGCUCAGCGCUGGCGCAGCGAGAACUUCGAGAGGCCCGUGGACCUCGAGGGCUCUGGGGAUGACGACUCCUUUCCCGACGAUGAGCUGGAUGACCUCUACUCAGGGUCGGGCUCGGGUUACUUUGAGCAGGAGUCGGGCAUUGAGACAGCCAUGCGGUUCAGCCCAGACGUGGCCAUGGCGGUGUCGACCACGCCCGCAGUGCUGCCCACCGUGGACAUCCAGCCUGUGGGCACCCCGUUGGAAGAGCUCCCCUCUGGGCACCCCACCCCAGAGCCAGCCACCAGCGCCCCCGUGGUGACAGAGGUCCCAGAAGAACCCAGCCAGAGAGCCACAACCAUCUCCACUCCCACGGCUACCACAACUGCUACGACUGGGGGGGCCCUAACUGUGGCCACGGUGCCUGCCACAGUGGCCACUGCCGCCCCCAGCCUCCCUGCGGCCCCCCCUUCCACGGCCACCACCUCCGUCAUAAGGACCACCGGUGUGCAGAGGCUUCUGCCUCUUCCAUUGACCACGGCAGCCACGGCCCGGGCCACCACUCCAGCAGCACCCGCACCUCCCACCACGGUGGCCGUCUUGGACACAGAGGCCCCGACACCUAGGAUGGUCAGCACAGCUACCUCCAGGCCAAGGGCCCUUCCCAGGCCAGCUACCACCCAGGAGCCUGAUAUCCCCGAGAAGAGCACCUUGCCCCUGGGGACUACUGCCCCUGGACCCACGGAGGUGGCUCAGACCCCAACUCCGGAGUCCAUCCUGACCACGAUCCGGGACGAGCCUGAGGUGCCUGUGAGUGGGGGGCCCAGCGGGGACUUUGAGCUGCCAGAGGAGGAGACCACACAGCCAGACACAGCCAAUGAGGUGGUGGCCGUGGGUGGGGCCGCCGCCAAGCCAUCAGCUCCACCUGGGGCGCUUCCCAAGGGUGCACGCCCAGGCCCCAGCCUCCUGGACAACGCCAUCGACUCAGGCAGCUCGGCAGCUCAGCUGCCCCAGAGAAGCAUCCUGGAGCGGAAGGAGGUGCUUGUAGCUGUGAUUGUAGGUGGGGUGGUGGGCGCCCUGUUCGCUGCCUUCCUGGUCACCUUACUCAUCUACCGCAUGAAGAAGAAGGACGAGGGAAGCUACACCCUGGAGGAGCCCAAGCAGGCGAGCGUCACGUACCAGAAGCCCGACAAGCAGGAGGAGUUCUACGCCUAGCGGAGCCACAGUGCCUCCCGCAGCUCAGCAGCGCCCCUCUGCCUAGCCCCCGGCCCGGCCCCACCAGCCCUGACCCAGGACUGGGCCUGGAAGGGAGCCUGGCCCCAGUUCAUCUCUGCCCGCCCUCCUGAGGUCUGCCUAGACUGCCAGCCUCACAGAGACCUCGCCCAAGGGGCAGGGGGCAGCGCCAUCGGCCCUCGACUGUGCCCUUACGAGCUCAUCUCUCGUUUCCCCCUCCCCCAUCGGCCUGCAGCGGGACCUCGUGUCAGACGGACAGGAGGAAGGAGGCUGCGGAUUGGCUGCCGGCAGGAGGGGCGGGGCUUGACAGGGGCUCGAGCCCCACCCCAGCCCCACGGGGCUGGCGCACAGUCUCCUGGAGCCUGACAGGCGCUCGGGCCGGUUUCCAGGACGAGCACUGGGCCGGAUCAGCCCUUGAAAUCACUGAGAAGCAGCAGCCUCUUGCCACUGUUCCAGGGCCCCUCUCUGCCAGGGAGAGAGGAUACCUGUUGCCACCAGCCUGUUCUGUCCUGGCCUCUCUGGGGCUGUGGGGUCCUUCUCCCCUCACCCCUGCCCUGUAUGCCCAUACCACAGGCCUCCCCUUCAUCCCCAUCUGCCCCCGAGGAACGGACUUCCUGAGAGCACCCUGGGGGCCCCUGGCAAGGACAGGCGGGGCUGCUCAGACUGCCCUCUUGCCAGUGGGCUCCGCCCAGACACCAUCUCCUGCACUGUCACAUCAUGUCACACACAGAAGCAUGCAGUGACCGAAGCCUACUCGGUCCUGCUGCUCGGUGCAGACCUGUCACAGACACGCACGUUCUUCCAAAGACGCUGACUCUCCCGUGUCUCUCACAGUCCCCCGGGGCUUAUGACGAUGGGAGUCACCAGAUGCCAUCGCCUGAUGGUGACCGUGCGGCCUGCCCCUCUCCCCAACAUACACUGUGGCACCACGUGUGUUGUCUCCAGCUUUCAGGUUCCCUGGAGAGGGUGGAGGCAAGCUGGAGCAGUCAGCCCAUAUUGGGUACCCUGAGUUGCCCUGUCACACUCAGUCCUUUACCACGACACCAACGCCAACCACAUUGCCUGCGACCCUGACCCGUCAGAAAUAACCCCAUGUGGAUGCCCAGGCUUGCCCCGCACAGCCCCACGCUUGCACCCUGGAAUAAAGGGUGGCACGGAGGGUAUGUGGCCACAAGCCCCCCGGGGCCCUGCACACCUGGGAAACUCGCUCCCCUCCCCGCUAUUGCUCGCCAGGGGGUUAGUCCAGGGCCAGCACUCCUGCUCGCCAGGAGCCUUGCUGAGGAGGGCAGGCUGGUUUGGAAUGUGGUCCCAGGCUGGGGAGGGAGCUGGGGUCUCCUAGGACCACAAGCCCUGGGCGGGGAGGGGCGUGUGGCCUGGCUCCUGGUCUCCUCGUGUCCCCCUUCUGCUCUGAGCUAGGGGCUGACUCUGCCUCCCAGGACACAAGUCCCCAAAGUGCCUGCGAGGGUGGGCCCUGCUGCCCAGGGCCUCCUGCACCCUCUCCCCCACCCACUGGCCUCUCCAGUCCCAUCGCGCGGUCCCUCCCUGGUGCCCUCCCCGUGCACACUGAUCCCCUCAUUGGCCAGACCACCUGCUGGUUCUCCUGGUUGAGGCUGCACAAGCCGCACCAGUAGGGAACAGUCCAUCCAGACUCACAGCCCCAGGCCGGGGUGCUGCAGGCCUCAGCCUGCCUCCCCCUUCUUUGUUACCCUUGUGGGGGUGGGGGGCUGCCUCUGUAGAUAUUUUAAAUGUGGGGCCACACAUCUUCUUUGAGGAGGCUGUGCUUGGUUGGGGGCUCACCAAGCCACGGGGUGGGAUCUGAGUUGUGGUUGGCUGGCGCUCACCCCCCCCCCCCAACCCAUCACCUUCAGCCCGGAUUAAAGGCAGGAACCCAGCUUUUAUUUCUGUUCCCUUUUCACGACUCCCUGGCAGCAGAUUUAUGCAGGGGAGGGGGAGGGGUGCCUGAGGUGGUAAGGGAGAGCUUCCAGGGAACUUCUCCCCUGUCUUUUGCUACCAUCCUACUUCCAGGUCAGGGCUCUGUCUUUUAGAGCCAGUGUCACUCUGGGUAGGGCCUGGAAGCUUGUGAGGAAGCCAGCCUUUGAAGGCGGCAGGAGUGAGGGGAGGCACCCUGGGCCCAUGAUUUGUUAAGGUGAGGUGACCUGGCCUCUGUUGUCCCCAGAGCAGAAGGGCUGGGGGGAGGGUGAGACCAACACCCUGGGCUCCCUCUACCCUGCUCCCGGGUGGGUGGCUACUGUCUUGGGGCCGGCAGCUCUGGUGACGAGGCCUGGGCAGGCCAAGGCUGAGAAGCCAGGGAGCGUGGAGGAGAGAGGACACGAGCCCAGGGAUGGUGGGCCCAGGGUUGGAGACCCUGAUGCGGGCCGGGGCCCAUAAUCAGGUAGGGCCGGGCAAGGAUGGGUGAGCUGGGCUUGGUCUGGCUGGAAUGGGCUCGGAGUGGCCUGCGUGGGUCUAGCUGGGCCCCAGCAGGCCUCACUCCCCACAUCCUGUGGGCUGGCUUCUAAUUUGGGGCUUUGCCUCCUAGCACUGGCCUCUUCUCUCAGUCCUUUGCACUUGAGAGAAGGGGCUGAGGGCCUUGUUCGUGGAGCCCUGGACCCACGACAAAGGACCAGGCAUUAUCCUCAUGAAACUGAACACAUUCUGACUGGUCCAAAUGCACUCCAGCUGGCCCAGCCCGGGCAGGGCUGGCCAAGAGAGAGGUCGGUUCAGAGGAUGAGCUGGAGCUCUCCUCGGUGCAAUGUGGGGGCCGGGGCUCAACCCAGCCUGGGCGUAAGGGGGACAUGUCUGGUCAACCCGAGUGUGCUUGGGAGAGGGAGUCCUGCGGGAGCCCUGGCAUCCCCUGGCAUCUCCUAGAAGCGGGGCAAAAUUCCCAAAAGGGGGGGAGCUGGUGUGGCUUGAGCCUGGGCCUCAGCUGCCAGGGAGGGCACCUGGGGCCUCCAGAAGUGGGGUUUGGGCUCUCCCAGGCUCUGCUUCCCUAGGAGGCCAGAGGGGGGUGCGUCUCCUGGAAGGUUUGUCCCCUUGAGCCCUGCAGGUGGCUGCGUGGUAACCAGGGCUGGAUGAGACAGACCUGUGGACAGUGGCAUGGGGUGCUCAGGCCAGAUUCCCCCACAAGGGUUGGCAAAGCCAUCUGUCCAGGCCUCCAGGCUGGGGCCCGGGGCAUGGGAUGCAGACCCGGCUGGGCCUCUCAGGUGGGGCAGGAGUGGCCACCUCUUCCUCGGCUCUCCUGAGUUUCUCCUGACAGCCAGCAGCCUGGACUUGCUUCCUCAGGCCUCCUGCCUGUAAAUAGAAGCCCACCAACUGUACAGAUUUACAGAGACGCCAAGACCGGGCCCCGGGGUUGCCAGCUCAGGGCCGAUGGUUACGGCCUCCCCCAGGCUCCUGCCCGGCAGCUCAGUGCACCCGGCCCCGGCGUGGCAAAUACAUGUAAAUAUAUUUCGUAGGCAGUGUGGCUCCAGAGAGCCCCCCUGAAGACAGUGUCCCUCCUGUGCGCCCUUUCUCCUGUACAGAAACCCCCGAGAACCCAGCGGGAGUUUGUCCUUCCCUCCCCCAGGACUUCCCCACCCUUUCUCUCCCCCAUAACCUGUUUAUUAACCAUAACUGUCCUGAGUUCAUGGCCAAAUCUCUAAGGAGAAGUGGAGGGAAAAGACUGGAAAAAGAGACCCAGGUGCCUGACCCACUGUGGGUGCUCACCUGGCCCAGCCUUGUGAAGGAGCUGUUUGGGGUUUUUUGUUUCUGGGGUUUUUUUGUUUGUUUGUUUGUGUUUUUUUGUUUUUGUUUUUUAACACUUCACGUGCUGUGCCCAUUUAUAAGAGGAAAUAAAAUUAAGCUGAAAUGA